This is a messenger RNA of Fopius arisanus, 3516 nucleotides long. It is a transcript of the gene Tpr2, whose product is annotated as Tetratricopeptide repeat protein 2. Lineage: Eukaryota; Metazoa; Arthropoda; Insecta; Hymenoptera; Braconidae. Gene Ontology annotation, molecular function: protein binding. The transcript has 7 exons. The record is from RefSeq and is a predicted model, not a curated record. The coding region runs from base 320 to 1813 and encodes 497 amino acids.
CGGUUGUGCUUCUACGGCUGAGGCACGUCGAUGUCUGCUCGUGAGAAAAGGAGGAAAAAAAAGUGAUUAAAAAAGAAAAAGAGCUCAAUCGUUUUGGUCACCUCGGAAAUAACAUUUCUGGGUCUUUUGUUCUGGGAAAAGUGAACCAGUGCAUCCCUAGUUACGAGCAAUAAAAUCCUUGGAUUUAUUCUUUGUUCAAUUGAACGCAGGGGAACAAGUGCUGGGGACAACGAGGCACGCGAUCGAAGCACUCGAGCUACAAGGAAAACUCGUCAUAUUUUUAUCACUUGUGCCACUUUUCAAUAAAAUCCAAGAUAUCAUGGCUGAUGAAACAAUGAAUGUGGAAACCAAUGACAACGUUGUCAUCAUGGAUUCGUCAGACAUCGCCUCAUCAAUCGAGCAAGUAGAAUUACAAAUUGAGGCGGCAAAAAAAUAUUACGGAGACAAACAAUACAAAUCCGCGCUAUCAUCAUAUUCAAAUGCAAUAGAGCUUUGUCCCCAUGUUGCGAGAUACUAUGGAAAUCGAGCGGCAUGCUAUAUGAUGUUAGAUCAGUAUCGAGAUGCUUUACUGGACGCCAGAAAAUCCAUAGAGAUUGACUCGAAUUUUCUGAAGGGCUACAUCAGAGUGGUGAGAUGUUGUCUGAAAUUGGGAGAAAUAGUCGAAGCUGAGACAACAUUAAAUAAAAUGACACAAAUAGAUCCAACAAUGGAAAAAGAAGCUACCGCAGAGAUCACUGAUUUGUCGCAUCUUAAACGGUUUCUACGGGAAGCGGAUGUUGCCUUUGCGAUAAAAGACUAUCGUAAAGUGGUAUAUUGUAUGGAUCGAUGCUGCGAUGUCAGCAAAUAUUGUUCGAGAUUUAAACUGAUGAAAGCAGAAUGCCUGGCAUAUUUGGGAAGGUACCAGGACGCCCAAGAGAUAGCCAAUGACAUACUACACGUGGAUAGGUCAAACAUCGACGCAACGUAUGUGCGAGGAGUUUGUUUGUAUCAUCAGGAAAAUGUGGAUAGAGCAUUCAUGCAUUUCCAGGAAGUGCUGCGACUCGCUCCAGAUCACACGAAGGCAUUAGAAAUAUAUAAGAGAGCAAAACAGCUGAAACAAAAGAAAGAGGACGGCAAUGCAGCGUUCAAAGCAAAUCGUUACCAAGAGGCUUACAAUCUCUACACCGAAGCACUGGCCGUGGACCCCCAGAAUAAGCUCGUCAACACGAAGCUCCAUUACAACCGAGCACUGACAGCUGCCAAAUUAGGCCGAUUAAACGAAUCAAUAUCAGAAUGCACCGAGGCACUGAAUAUUGACGAGAACUACAUGAAGGCAAUCCUCAAACGUGGAUCAUGUUACAUGGAGCUCCAGGAGUACGAAGAGGCAGUCAGGGAUUUCGAGAGAGCCUGCAGGGUUAAUCAAUCGCGAGAGAACAGACGACUCCUAAUGGAGGCUAAAGAAGCACUAAAACGCUCCAAGAAGAAGGAUUACUACAAGAUCUUGGGGGUUGACAAGGCAGCAUCAGUCGAGGAUAUUAAGAAAGCUUACAGAAAAAGGGCGUUAGUACAUCAUCCAGAUAGACACUCCAGUGCCUCAGAUACGAAGAAAAAAGAGCAGGAGAAAAAAUUCAAGGAGAUUGGCGAAGCUUACACCAUUCUAUCCGACCCCAAGCAACGAUCGCGAUACGAUCGAGGAGGUGAUAUGGAGGAAUUUGAAAAUGGCUUCGAUCUAUCCAGAUUCUCCACUGAUUCCGCGUUCGAGGCGUUCUUCACGAAACCCGAGGCAGGCUUUAAAUUUCAAUUCGGUGGGGGACACGAGUCAUUUCCGUUUUGAUACCGCCAAGUCAUGGCGAUGCACUACAAACUGAGAGCUCAGAAAUGGUACAGAUCUCGCUUCAAUUCUUCAAGUUUUUGGGAUUUUAAGGGAAAUACCGGAAGUUGUUGAAGGGUUUUGGUACUAUUGCAAGGUUUUCAAGGGUCUGUAUAAGCUCAUACAUGACGAAUGCUCUAUCGAGGAAAAUAGGCGUAGGUUAUUAAUGGGAUUGUGUUGAUGUAAUGAAGUGGAAGAGGUGAGGGGAUGAAUUUUAGUUUUUAAAUAACAUUUCAUUGCGAAGACGAGAUGAUUUUUUCUCAUAAAUUUUCCUACCAUCAUCGGAGACAUUAUUGAUUCGUUGGGAGAUAUUUUUUGAUCAUGUGAGAGUGGGCUAAACAUUUUUCCAGUUUAUAGAGUUUUACGUAAAAAAAAAUUGUUAGAGUUGUGCAAUUUCUCAAAAAUUUAAAUAAAUCUCUCGAUUCUACCACUUCAUUACGGAAUGAUAUUGCAAAAUCAUGGAAUGUAGUCUUUAUCAUGCGGUAGUACUCUCGAGGCAACUUAAUACUAAACAUUUCAAUUAGAGAAAACAGAUUAACACAGGUAUUAAUAAUUGUAUCUAAGGGGAACACUCUUAAUAAGAUUAUUUAAAAGGAUGACUUCCUUGAAUUCCGAAUCAUUAUUUUAUUUGAUCAUUUUAUCGGAUGUGGUCGGUUCGAUUGAUGAAAUGAAAUGCGUAGGUGAUUAGGAAAUAUUUUCAGUAGUGAAGUAGUAAAAGGAGAUGGAGUAUGACUACUGGGUUUGGAUGAAAAAUCAUUUAAUCGAAGUCAACAUUAUUUGAAUAUGUGAAAACAAAUUGAAAUUUUUGUCUGCACCCACUAGUUUCAUAGAUGUACGACAAAUAAUGCUCGUAUAAACUAUCAGAUUCAUCUCCUCAUCUCCAUUUGCAAUUUCCAAUGGUUAAUAGGCAAAACAAAUGUGUUACAAUGUCAUUAGGAAUCGGAAAGACCCAAAUAGCUAAUUAUCAUGAGUUUCAAUUAAAAACGUGACUUUAUUGAGAGUGUUGAGUCACAGGGCUAGGCAGACUUAUAUCGUAUCGAUAAAACAACCAAUAUCACUCAUCAAUGACGAUAAUUCGACGUUAACAUGUAAUGUAAUCGAAUGUAUGUUAUAUUUAACGUUCUACCACGUUAUCAAAUUCCAAGUGCAAGUCACAUUGAAUUAUUUUGAUGAAAAUGGAAAAAAAAAUGCCAUUUGCAGACUGUUCGAUGUGAGAGUAUACCUCUUUCUCUAAUCUUAUCGUAUACUCUGCAUAAUGACUGUUGAUUUACAAUUGCAAAAUCGACGACAAUGUAUCUUCUGGUAUGAAUAAAAAAACUUGAGGGAUAACGACGGAAAAUUCGUGGAGUUGAAAACACUUUUGAUACAAUUGUCAGUUAGAAUAAUACCAGGUUUGAUGCGUAUGUUUCAAUUGAAGUAAGAUUCAGAUACAAUCAUACAGGUUUCAAUAAAUCAUAUCUAGCAUUAUUGUAAAUUUAUUUAAUUAUUUCGAUUAUCUUUUUUUCGAUCCAUCAAUCAUAAUUCAGUUCCCCAUUUCUUCACUAAAAAUGAACGACGAAUUGGAAGAGUAAUAUCAAAAGAUCUUUUUUUUUUUGUCAAAUCUAUGAAUAACCCAAGAUUGUUCGUUGUGAAUUUAAAUAAAUAAAGGUCCUGACAAAAAUAGAAAA